Rhododendron vialii is the source of this 3631-nucleotide messenger RNA. RefSeq lists its product as uncharacterized. NCBI's taxonomy places the organism in Eukaryota, Viridiplantae, Streptophyta, Magnoliopsida, Ericales, Ericaceae. Gene Ontology annotation, molecular function: cysteine-type peptidase activity. The transcript is spliced from 11 exons. The record is from RefSeq and is a predicted model, not a curated record. Gene Ontology annotation, biological process: proteolysis. The coding region runs from base 337 to 3231 and encodes 964 amino acids.
ACCAUUAUGUUUUCAUCCUCUUGAUUUUUUAUUGCCAGUAAUAUCCCCAGAUACAAGACCAUACGUAUAUAUAUACAUCCACAACUAUGUAUAUAUAGCAACGAAAAAUGGGAUUACAACAUAACUCCUCCCAUCCCCGCGCUCAAACCGCGAUUAGUCCCCCGUCUGUUUCGGAAUCCCAUCCCGAGAUUAUCGCCCGAGAUUUUGUUCGUCAUCUAGAAUCGUAGUCCUGUAACGGACUCCAUUCCAUUUGAAAUUUUGGCUCCCAAAUUUCCUAAAACCCUAAACGCCAUAGCAGUCCGGCCGUUCGGAGGAUCUGUACAAUCUGAUCGGCGUAUGCAGUCCCCCAUUCAACCCGAACUUGGGCUCUUCCGGAGGAUCGCCAAAAAAUACAAAUCGAACCAGUUAUUUUAUGCAGAAACAAGCUACAUAGAAGGAGGGGAAGCAACAGACAUGGCUAGAUUUCGAGUUACGCCUAUUGAUGUGGAAGGGAGUGCUACAUUGAAGCAAAGAGAAAUGAAUUUAGAUGAUGCUAUAGUUGAGGACACACCACCAUCGAAGCAAGUCUGCGAAACUAGUAGUGGAGUUACACAUCGUAAUGUGGAAGGGAGUGGUAGAUUGAAGCAGAGAAUUUUGAGCUUGAGCGAUGAUACGCCACCAUCAACGCAAGUUCAUGAAACAAGUAAAGGAAGGACAAAAAAUGAAGCAAGACGGGGUAGCUGUGUUGCAUCCAUGGAUGGUGGAAAGUGCACAAAAAGACGAUCAAAACCUGGAAGUGUAGAGCAGGCAAUGAAUACUAAACAUGUAUGUUCAAGAAAACCUCCCGUUGGAAAUAAUGGAGAGAUACGUCAAACAGCAUAUAGGUCAAGCUUAAAUGGCAUAAGGACGCUGUUCGAGGAGUUGGAUUUGAGUAAAGGACAUAAGAAAAUUAUGAAGAAAACUCCAUUCUGGCGGAUUUUCCAGGCCAUUUUUGACAAAAAGUUGACACCGGCACUAUGUCGAAAGAGCGACCAAAUGAUCAUCAACAUAAUCAAUGCAUAUGAUCCUGCCACAGAUGGGUUUAAACUGGGAAGAAAAUCUAUCAAGUUAACACGGGCCGACAUAUUUAAUAUAUUUGGAAUAUCUGGUGGUUCUGAAAAAGUCAUUCUCAAAUAUGGAUCUAGAGAUAGUGUGGAAAUGGUCAAGAGAGGGUUGAUUACGGAAGAAAGGUUGACAAGUUCAUCACUUAAGGAACAGGUGAAAAAAUAUGCCAAGGGAAAAAACAAGGCAGAUAUGGAAGAUUUUGUGAGGCUCUUAUGUGUGUACCUGUUACACAGCCUUUUUUUCCCAACCUCCACUUCAGUGAAAUGGGUGUAUCUGGAGCGCAUUGAGGACUUGCGACGAUUAAAGAACUAUGAUUGGUGUGGGGCAAUAUUGGAUGAACUGAUGUCAUCAGUAAGGCAGAAACAUAACCAACCUAGGAGGGUGUCGGGAUGUGUUGUGGUCCUACUGUAUUGGCUAUGCGAACACACCAAUUUGGUGAACCCUGUCAAUCCAGAAGAAACAUUGGGGAUUGUAAAAUGGAGAACAACAGACUUGGCAAAAGAGUUUGGGAAAAAAUCACUCAUUGAACUAAAAUCUAAACAGUUGGUCUCAAGACAACCACAUGGUACCGAUAGAACUAUGAUUUUUGCCACUGGUAAAGUGACAAAUGAUGAAGUGGUUGUAUUGUCCAGUAUUAGGAGUGGGUUUGAUGGAAGAAAUGAUACGACUAUUGGGUAUGAGGAUGGGAGUGAACGUGACCAAAUAAUUCCUAGACUGUUGACCGGUAAUAAAUGUGGUUCAGUGAUGAUUAUUUCGUCGGGAAAAUCAGAAUAUGAACGUGAGCAAACUGGGGUUGAAAAAAUGGAUGGCAUUAAUGACGUUACUUUCCAUACGGAUUACUGUGGCAAUCUAGCAGCACGGAACAAUGGCAUUUUACAGGGAUGUGGUAUUAGCAUUGAAGAUUGCAGGCACCAUAAGAUUGAUGAUCAGAAUGCUCCACUAAUCGGCGAGCUCCGUGACCAAAUAACGAAGAUGGAGGAGCAUAUGAAGCAUAAAGAGGAGAAACAUGCAAGUGAUAUUGCAAAAAAGGAUGAGGAGAUAGCAAGCUUGAAUGAAACGGUAUUGCUCCUACUAAGUGAAAACAGUGAACUAUUGGAAGAUCUUACAGAGACAGUGGUACACGCAGUGACGCAAAAUGCUGUACUGAUGACAGUAGAGGAGCAAGAGCGUUCGAUGGUUACCCGUCUUAGGACAAGAAUGAGGAAGGACACUAAAAAGGAUGAGUUCAUAUAUGAACGUAAACGGAAAAGAUGCACAGGUGAAGCAGAAAAGUUAGAUCCAAAAGAUGACCCCAAACAAGUGGUUGAUGUUGAAAACUUUUCCGCAGGACAAAAAAAGGAACUUGGUAAACCUAUACCCAUCAAAAACAUCCGAACAAAUGCAGUGCAUCGCUAUCUGUUGCGCGAGGAAAAGGAUAAGAUUAAAAGAAUCUGGGAUGAAGCAGACACUAGCACGAUCAUAUGGUCGGGGACUCAUAUGGGAUGUUGUGUGUUUCCUAAUGAUAUUAGACAACUCAUGAUUGAAUCUGCGAUAUCUGGGAAUGUGAUUGAUGCUUACGCCGAGGUCCUAUCAAAUGAGCAAGGUAGUAGACCGGAUGAGAUGCAAGGUGAUUGCACACAAGCAACUAACAAUACAGCUUAUGUUUUCACCUGCAGUUUCUUGACAAUGCUAGGGUGCAAGUGUCCUAUAGAACGGAGGAAAGUGCUUGUAAACAUGAUGUCACGGACGACUUCUUACCGAUAUUUGAUGUUUCCAAUACACUUUGGGUAUCAUUGGACAUUGCUUGUGCUCAACAAUGAAGAAGGCAGUUGGAAGUUUUACAAUUCUUUAAUGCAGAGAAACGGGGUGGAUGCAAACUAUAAGGCAGCAGAGCAAUUGAAAAACCAGGUCGAAAGUUAUUGGAAGAGCGUACGAGAUGGAUUGCUAACCACACAAGAUUGCCAACCUAUCGUUAAAGUCCCAGACUGUCCCCAACAGGGCGAUAGUAGCCUCGACUGCGGAGUUAUUGUUUGUUAUAUCAUUCGGCAAUACUAUCGAAACGAACCCAUUCUAAAGACGCUACGGAGAGUAGACUGUCAACAGAUGCGGUCUGAAAUAGUUAAAGCAUUCAUUAGUGGUGAAAACAAUCCAUGGCACGAAGCAGCCUGAAGAAGCUGAGCAUUGUGAACCACCUGCAGGAAAAUAACUCCUCAAACCGGGUGUUGCUGGUGUAGAAAUGUCCCCACAAGAUGAUGCUACCAGUCUUCAGCCCAUGAAUUUGCGGAAAAGUUUAGGAUAAUACUACAUAUGUUACUCGUUUUUGGAACUAAGUAGACAUAUUUCUUGGUUAUAUAUGUUUUGGAAUUUGCUGUACUGAUUUGCCAAGUAUAAUCAGUUGGUUGAUGAAUAAUUCCUUAUUUUGCACACCAAGUUGAUGUUUCAAUUUACUUUCGGAUGGAUAAUUUCCAACUGGUAUAACAUGACUCUAAAAUCAUGUGUUCAUGAUUUUAUGUAAUCCAUAUGUCAUGUUCUAAAUAGCGUGAAGUGGGAUAAUGCAGGAAGGACUAGA